GAAGAAAAAAUAUUAUUUUGCUGACACUGAGAAAUAAAAAAAUAAAAAGAAAAACCAUUACUUUGUACCCGUUAUUUUAAUUAUUACUCUUUUUGCGGGUGUACAAGUAAUAUUAUAAAUAGGCUCGUGUGCCACAAACACCUUCGCAGCUGCUUUAAUUCAUGUUUAGAGCACAUACGCGCAGAGUUCAACUUCGGUGGCAAUGGCUGAAAGGCACCAUCUGAUUUGCGUGCCAGUCCCACUCCAAGGCCACAUAAAGCCGAUGCUGAAUCUGGCGAAGCUCCUCCAUCACCGAGGCUUCCACAUAACCUUUGUCAACACAGAGUUCAACCACAAGCGCUUCCUCAGCUCCAGAGGCCCCUACUCUCUCGACGGCCUCCCCCACUUCCGAUUCGAAGCCAUUCCCGACGGCCUGCCGCCCUCCGACCCCGACGCCGGCCAAAACAUUCCCUCUCUCUGCGAAGCCUCUCAAGACCUCCUCUUAGCCCCCUUUAGACGACUUCUCUCCAAACUCAAUGACGCCUCCUCGUCUUCAGGCGUCCCGCCGGUGUCUUGCAUCGUUGCCGACGGGUUCACGUCGUUCACCUAUGCUGCCGGCGACGAACUCGGAAUCCCAGUUGUCGCCUUUUGGACUAUUUCCGCUUGUGCCUUGAUGGGAUUGAAGCAAUAUCGCCGCCUCAGGGAAAUGGGUAUUGUACCACUCAAAGAUUCAAGCUAUCUCACAAAUGGGUAUCUGGAGAACACCGUGAUAGAUUGGAUUCCUUCCAUGAAAAACAUCCGUUUGAGGGAUCUGCCGGCCUUCCUUCGAACCACAGAUCCGAAUGAUUUUGUGUUCGAAUUCAUGAUGGGAGAAACUGAGAAAUGUUUCGCCAGAGCUCCUUCUUCCUCCGUGAUCAUACACACAUUUAACGCAUUGGAGCAGGAAGUCUUGGAAGCCCUUUCGUCCAUCUUUCCUCGCAUCCACGCCAUUGGACCCCUUCACUUGCUUCUGAAUCAAAUCCCAGCUGCUGAAGAAGACCCAACCCUGAACUCAAUUGGUUACAAUCUGUGGAAAGAAGAUCUUCACUGCCUCCAUUGGCUGGAUUCUAAGGAGCCUAAUUCUGUGCUUUACGUGAAUUUCGGUAGCAUAACAGUGAUGACGCCGGAACAGCUAAUUGAGUUCGCCUGGGGACUCGCGAAUUGCAACCUCCCUUUCUUGUGGGUAAUCAGGCCGGAUCUGGCCGUCGGCGAGUCGGCGAUCCCGCCGCCGGAAUUCGAGGCGGAAACCAAAGGGAGAGGACUGAUAGUGAGCUGGUGUCCUCAAGAGGAAGUUCUGAACCACGCGUCCAUCGGGGGUUUCUUAACGCACAGUGGGUGGAAUUCUACUCUGGAGAGCUUGGCCGGCGGAGUCCCCAUGAUGUGUUGGCCUUUCUUUGCCGAUCAGCCGACAAACUGCAGGUACGCGUGUGGGGAAUGGGGGAUCGGAAUGGAAAUUGAUAGUGUUGUGAAGAGAGGGGAAGUGGAGAAGCUGGUGAGAGAGCUGAUGGGAGGGGAGAAAGGAAAGGAAAUGAAGAAGAGAGUGAUGGAGUGGAAGGAAUUAGCCCAAGCAGCUGCUGCUUCGACUGGUUCGUCUUCCUUGAAUUUGGACAAGCUGGUGAAUGAAUUUAUGUUAAUCAGAAAUGAGACCACAAGAAGUCCAUGAAAUAUCUGUGGUGUUUUCUCACAAGUAUUUCAAUAACUUUUUUUUUUUUGGCUUGUGGUUGAUUUUUUUUUUUUUUGGAUUACGCACCGGGUAUCCACGUGUCCGUUUUACGGUCCACGUAACUAAUCUUGCGCCCCUUGAAGUUGACCCCACAACUCCAAAGUGAGGGUAAAUUCAGGAGUACAGGGACGAAAACGAGCUCAAGAAGGUUUGAACACCUGACCUCGUGAAAGAUACUCUUGCAACCUGCACUACCACCUGAAUCACACCCUGGGGGGUUGGCUUGUGGUUGAUUGAUGAAGUGGGUGGAAGUUUUUUUUUUUUUAUUGGUUAUUUGGCAUCACUCUUCACUCUUCUUAUUAAAAUAAAAUUAGAAAAUAAAAACAUCGCCCAAAAGGGCCUACUUUUGUCGGCGUGUUUAAGAUCU
Malania oleifera is the source of this 2108-nucleotide messenger RNA. Its product is annotated as 7-deoxyloganetin glucosyltransferase-like. Lineage: Eukaryota; Viridiplantae; Streptophyta; Magnoliopsida; Santalales; Ximeniaceae. The transcript is spliced from 2 exons. The coding region runs from base 203 to 1681 and encodes 492 amino acids. The record is from RefSeq and is a predicted model, not a curated record. Gene Ontology annotation, molecular function: UDP-glycosyltransferase activity.